Molecule: messenger RNA, 357 nt
Organism: Dibothriocephalus latus
Lineage: Eukaryota; Metazoa; Platyhelminthes; Cestoda; Diphyllobothriidea; Diphyllobothriidae
Source: the annotation of a GenBank genome assembly
AUGGCAAGGAGCCCGAGGGGCAUCGACUUUGUGGAGAAUCACCUCCAUGACCUGAUUAGGGAAGAAGAAUAUUUAAGUCAGUGGCUUUUGAAGAUUCAGUUAGGUCUUAAAGCGUCGCUUAGCCAAGUAGACGACACAGUUACCUUCCACCUGGAUGCCAAAGUCAAAAAACGUGUUGAUCAGGUGCGCCUUGCGUCCGAAAAUAUGGAAAGAAUAGCGUCCCUGCUGAAGGCCGAUCAGGAAUCUGUCUCGAAGAGGAAACUGCUCGAGCACCUUGAAAGAUUGGUGAGUUUACUUCUCUGUGUUCUAAACUCACAAUGGAAAGCUGUUUCAAAUUUGAACUUUAUUAUUAUUUAA